UUUCAAUAUGGCGGUUCCAUGCGUGGGUAUGAUGGUGAUACAAAUGUCGUCUUUGGCUGUAACACUCUUUAAAAGAGUAUACUAUGACUGAUGGCAUCAGAUUAUGAGUGGGUCUUCAAGAAUUGGUGAUUCAGUUACCAGUAAUGUCAUGCUGGCAGACAAAUCUUGCUCCGCAUCAGAGCAGAGAAAGACAGAGGACAAGAAGGCCAAAAAGAAGAUUUCUGAUGGCUCCAAAAAGCUUUGUAUUCAGUGUGUGAGGCGAGGAGUCCAGUCCAAACUACGUCUGUAUCAAAUCCAUCUUCAUGAAGCAAUUUUAAUGUGUGAAAAUGCUGAUUGUACAUACUCAUUGCAAGGAAGUGAAGAACUACCACAAGUGAUUAGUCGUGACUUCAACAGCAUCAAAAGACUUCGAGGUCGGCUGCCACCUGCAUUUCGUACAUUUGCUGGCUCUCAAGGUCUUCAUGUAGCUAGAAUUCGUGGUGGUGUUGCCAGUGAAGGUUUCCUCACACCAGUGUCUUACCUGUCACGUUCAUCGUCUCCUGUUAGUCAGGCAGCUUCUGAUAGUGCUGUGGUUGGGGUUUCUUCAAAAGACACAUCUUUCUUUUCAGAAUUAAGUCUUUUGAAAAAACCUUUUUUAAAGUCACAUGAAUCCAAAGUCAAAUCAGUACCAGUAGAUAGUAAGCUCAAGCAGGAAAAGUAUGUGCUAGGACAGGAGAUACAUUGCUUUGGUCAGAAUGAUGAAGAUGAUCUGUCAGUGUUGUUGAAUGACUAUGAUGAUGCAGGAGACACAGUGAAUUGCAGGCAGUCAACCCAUAGCCAGAUACAGCCUAGCACAGCAAAAUUAAAUUCUGCUUGCCUAGAGGACAUCAUAGCAAUGGAUGGGUUUGAGGAUACUUACACAGAUGAUGUAAGAGCAUGUGGUGAUUCAGCACACAGCCAGCCUGUAGAUAAGGAAUCUGUUCAUUGCGCAGGCGAUGGAGGGUCCAACGGUUACACAUCUGAGGCUUUGCCAGAUCAUGGUAUGGCAAAGCAAGUUGAAGGACAAGCAGGAGAUUUUAUUGCAAAGAGUUCUCUUUCUGAUGCACACAAGGGUGUACAAGUAUUAAAAGAAAAUGACCAGGCACUUGACAGUUUUAUGGAACAGACAACAAGUACUUCAGUAACGCAAGAAUAUAUUCUGACAGAUUCUCACACAGUGCAUCUUUCAGAGGAGUUGGUAAUAAAACCCACUAUUAGUAAUUCUGUGGUUGCUGAAGGUGGGCCAAGAGAGCUCUCGCCUGUUUCCUCUGAAAGUAGCUCUCCUCAGGAGCACAGUUUUGGUUCAUUUUGUCCAGAAAAAACAGAUAUAUGUCUUGCUUCAAUUGAUAAAGUAACAGAAGAAUACCCCAUUGUUUGUAUAACGGCUGUGAAAUCUGAUAAAAGUUCAUCUGUAGGGACUGCAGUUUUAGAAUCCGGAACUUGCCUAUCAGAAGAGAGAGGUGAUUUGUCCCAUACAGACUUGGGUGUAAACGCACCAAAUACAGGGAGGCAGACUUAUGCUACCGACGAGAUGAGUUCAUUAAUAAACUAUAAAGAUGGUGGAAAUAAGAGUGCUUCCUCACAUGAAAAUUUUGAUGAAAACGAUCAUUAUCUGAAAUCAUCCAGCACACAGGCUGAGACUCUUGUUAUGGCUUGUGAUGCCAUGUAUGAAACAGUGGGAGAAAGUGGCUCUUCAGUUUCGCAAAAGAGUUGUGUCCCAUUAAGAGGAACAUUUUUGGACAUGACAUGUACAGAAACAGAGACAAAUAAACCAAGAGAUGAGACUAAUGCCAGCAGCAUUGUAUCACACACAAGUGGGUUUGCCUUUUGUUCAGCUGAGGAGGAUAGGCAAAAUGUGUGUGGGGAGACUGAGAAACAGCAUGAGCAACAACAAUCCAGCAUCCCUGCAUGUGAUAAUGAUACUCUGUCAGCUGUUGCCAAGGUGCAGGAAAGCAUACAAGAUCAGCAGACUGUUUUUCAGUCCAUUACUUCUGAGAUAAUGGCAGAUCACAGUGCAACAGAGUUGCAGACUAGUGGCAUCAUGGAGGAAAAUGAGGUCCAUUGUCAGCAUUUUGCAGACUCCAUAGACAAAAAAUGCAUUGCACAGUCCCAGGUUAGUACUGCAAUGAAAGAGAACAUCGAUCUCCAGACUGUUGAUGUUAUUACGCAAGAGUGUGUUGCGCAGCCCCAGUCUGGUGACAGUGUGAUAAAGGAGAAUAUGGCACAAUCCAUCAGUUCUGGUGAUGGGGUUGAUGAGGUUGUGGUGAUGUCUCAGGCUACUGUUGAGGAUAACCUUUUACUAACCCAAAAACUAGAUACAGAUUCUGGUAACUUCAGUUCUGUGGAAAAAACAGAGCCAGUUCUGCAAGGCAUAGGCUCUGUUCAUCAGCAGGUUACAGAGUCUGAAGCCGAGCAGCAGUUGGUAGAGGAGAUAAUUGAUGAGGAAACUAGUGCUGUGGUGUACCAAAGUGAGCAAUUUUGUGAGAAUGGGCCUGAAGAAGAGCAACAAAUGAAUCCAGUGCAACAAGCAGAACACGGUGUUGUGCAGGAAGAGAUUUUUGUAACCAGUCUGCCACAGGAGUCUCUACCAGAAGGCACGAAUAAGAAAGAUGCAAAAAGCAGACAUGUUUCCACAGGAGUAUUGGAAGGUGAGUCAGGUGAUCUUGAGCAUUUUACCGUGUCCACUGAUGGACAGAGUAAUGAGAGCGAGUCAGGGCAAGAAAUUUGCAUUGAUAACUCUGACUACUAUGAUCAAGUAUCCACAACAUACGAGCAAGGAUUUGAGCGGGAGGUGUCACAAGGAACACCGGCCCAUGAAGGAGGUAUUGCUUUUUUAGAGAGGGGUGAAGAGGUGGCAGCGUCACCUGAUGAAGCUGGGACUGGCAGCUCUGGCACAGCACCACUGCCACAGGCUGAUGUUCUGGCUGUGGCAUCUGAAAUGGCUGGCGUUGGUGUGUACCAACAGGGCACAGAAACAAUGGAAGUCAACAUGCAGGAACAGGAAACUUGUAGCAAUGACUCCGAAAAUGCAGAUGGUCAGGGAGAUAUGGAUAUAGAAGAGUUUGUACCUGUGGCUAUUGAGACUCGACGCAUUGCUGCUGUUGAUACAGACAGAGAAACAGAAGGUGUUACCACAGAGAUACAGCAUCUUGCUGUAAAAGAAGAAGAUGAAUCUGCCCAUCAACAGAUCCUGCAACCAUCUGGCCUAAGAUCAUUGUUGCCACAACAUCUGACCCAAUUACCUACUGCAGCCUCUUCUACGUAUCUGAUGCCGCAUGCUUCAGCUGUGCAGCAGCAACAGCAAACUGAAGUGGUGGUGCCACAAGAACAUGGUAUAGAACAAGAGGCUAGUCUUGAGCAGCAGCGAGCAGCAGCUUUAGGUGAAGUGGCAUUAGAACGAGUGUUUCAAGACGCAGCAGUAAGAGGCACAGGAAUGCAAGUGGUCAACCUUUAUGUCCAGUGGCAGAAUGUGGAUGCUUUGUGUUGGUUGGAUGUUCUUCUGUGCAUGUUAGUUCACUCCCCAACAGCUACAGCAAUAAUGACUCCUGCACAGCAGCAGAAUCUGCAAGGCACCAUUCUGGCAACACUGUUCAAAGCAUACCACCAGUCUCAGGCCAUCUUACAGAACCUGUUGGCCAGAGCUGCCCAACAAGAGGCACAGCUGCAUGCUUCACAGUGUGAUGUCGAUGGUAAUCCUUUGCAGCCAGCUGUGCACACCAUCAAUAUCGUUGACAAGAACAAUAUUGCGGAGAUUGGGCAAGCUGUAGGAAUUUUAUAUUCAGCAAGAGAGACCAUUUGGAAGACAAUGCAGCCUCGACUCCGCUGUGAGAAAGGAAAACAUGACAGUCCUGUGUUUGCGAUGCCUCUUCUGGUUCGUGAAAAUGCUGAGAUGAAGCGCAUGUUCACUAUGCACUACCGCCUGGUGUUUUCCUGCCAAGCCUGUGGCUACACUCAGGAUGAUCAGCAUGCAAAGAUUAUGCCUAGUCUGCCAGUAGUACCUGAAGACUUCACCAUGACAGAACCUUGCUUUGUGCGACCAUGUUUUCAAUGUCAGGCCCCUAAUCAGAGAAUGCGUAUGAUUUUUGAAAGUCUUCAGGAUUUUGUGUUGCUACAUUUUGUGCAAGGCAUGCCUCACAACAACUUCUCAGAACUGGAUUUCACACAUGGUGGAAGUGACUACACAGUAACAGCAGUUGUUCAGUAUAAAAAGAACCCUGAUCAUUUCAUUGCUUGGCUUCGAAAUGCUCCAGAUCAUCAGUGGAUGGAGUGUGAUGACCUGAAGUCAGUUCUAACGCGUUUUACACCAGGCCAGCCGAGCAUACCGCCAAGUCAGGUACAUAUUGUCAUGUGGGAACGCAACCUUACCACAGGGCAUGCUCGCCGACUGACUGAUACUACACACACAAAUCUCUUGGCGUCACUUGUACUGACAGUACAAUAUCCCUCUUCUGCCACAUCCUCUUCGGUAACCCAGUCUGCAUCUCCUGGUUCAUUGUUGCAGCAAGCUCCUCUCACACAUGCUGCAUUCCAGGCAUUACCUGUAAGAGGUCGAGGAUCACGUGGAGGACGAGGUCGCGGGAUAACCAGGGGUCGAGGAGUAGCCACUCGCACCAACAUAAUUCGAAAGGUGCCCACCUUCAGUGCUGUGCCUGUGAGCCCCAUUGGUGCCACGGGCACCAAGCAUCUUGUUUACACUGUAGGCUCUCCUACAGCAGUAGCAACAACAGCAACUACUGCAACACCAGUUGGUUGUAGCCAGCGUGUUGUAGUAUUCAAGUCAGGAUCAGGAGGCCUGCAGGCCAUCAAUGCUUCUCACUUGACUCCAGCUGUGCUGGACAUCUUGAAGAAGGAGGGCAUCAACAUAGCAACUGUCAGAAGUACAUUACUUUCACAGCCAAGUCUGUCAGUUACUCAGCCUGUGACCAGUUUCUUGCCCCGAUCCAUGCUGUCUGCUACCUCCAUUCUGUCUAAUGCCAGUACAAAUGCUGGUAGCACUGGGAUGGAGGCAACACAGACCAGCGAGGCUUCCGAGGCUGCAGCAGCCCUCAUGUCCAGCAUGGAGGAAGUUGAAACCACUGAAUCUUCAACAACUAGCAAUGUCCAGAUGGCGCAAGAUAAAUCAGACCUUGAUCCGGCAACAAAUAUUCUUCUGCCUACAGCCACAUCAACCACCAUUGCUUCUUCCACUCUUUUCCCAGGAGCUACUUCUUUGCUCGCUACACCAGGAUCAUCCCAGCCCAAGUCUCUUUUGGGAAGUGUCUUAGCUUCAGAUACACUGCCUAAACAGCAUUCUGUUCUGAAGCAGGCACAAUCACCAGCCUCUUCGCGCAUUAUUUCGCUGGCCGCACAGCCAGGAAUGAGAUUACAAUUGGGGACAACACAGUAUCGCAUUGUGUCUUCACAAGGGAAAGGCAUUCAGAUGUCUCCCGUACCCUCUACUUCUAUGUUAAAUACAGGCAAGCGAUAUGUAAUGUUGACUCCUACUCCUAACAAAGGUAUACGUAUCAUGACUUCUCCGCAGACUACAUCAGCUGGAUCUGGUCCAACCACUGCACGAUUCCAGAUUAUAACUCGAGCUGACGGCACAAAGGUGCUAACCCAGAUUCCUAUCUCUGCACCAUCUAGUAGUAUAUCUGUACCAGCUCACGCUACAGCCAGCAGCUCAAUGUGUGUGGCUUUGGAAGGAGAGGAUGGUACACAGUUUGUAAAUAUUUCAUCUCCAUCAAAAUCUGGGCAGGCCAGUGGUCUCGAUACCUUAGCACAUGUUUCAACAUCAACUAACACCACAUCAAGCUGCUCUGUGCCAGGAGCAGGACUUGUUGGCACUCCUCUUCUCAGUGCUAAGAGUAGCAACAUUCGCACAUCAAUUGUGGACAAUGUUGCCACCUCUAGUGGUCAGUCUACUACAAAUCCUAUCAUCAUUUCACCGCCAUCAGGAAGUGCUUCUUCCGAAAUUACAUCUUCAGGAACAUCACUUACCUCUUGUACAGUUUCAUUUAUGCAGACAAUAAAUCAAGCUCAGAAGCAAGUGUGUAAACCUCUGUUUGGAGUAUCCAAGACAUCAGAACUUGCUGACCUUGGUGAGAGUAUCAUACAGUCUCAAGCACAGCAUUCCCAGAGAGAGAUUAAUGUUGCAAACAAACCUAAUCUGCUAGAGGAAGAACCUAUCGCAGAUACUGACUCAUUAGAUUCCAGUCAUACAGUUGACUACUGUAGUUCUCAGCCUAUGUCCAUGCCUGAGCAUGGUGUACGGCGAAGAGGUCGUGGUAGAGGCAGAGGUAGAGGGUAUGGAAGGGGAAGGGGCAGGGGGCGUGGAAGGGGUAGAGGACGUGGACGAGGGCGUGGACGAGGUCAAAGGUCAGACCUUGCAACUUCAUCUGUUUUCAGUGAAGAUAGUGCUUUUAUAAAUACUUUAGACCAAGAGUCAGCUCAGCUACCAUGUACUCAGGAUGUGAUGGAAGAAGUUGCAUCCACUAAACAUUCACACUCUCAAGUGGCUUUAGAACAGCAAGCUUUGAGAAACAUUUCAGGGCUGGACACAGAAGAUCAGAGUGAUAUUAUGAAAUGUUUGCCAUCAAAUAGUGGCAUCUCAGCAAGUGUGGUGACAGAAUCCAUUCAUUCAAUUGAAUUAGGAUCAGGAGAGUUUCUCACUGCUGCAUGUCAAGCAGAACAUUUUGACACUACCACCAGCUCCACUGAUUCAGAUGCAAUGCUCCAUCAGAAGGAAGCUGCUGAUGUUGAAAAUGCUGUGGAAUCACAGAAUCUGGACCUUGACUCACAGGUGGUAGAACAGGAGGUGACUGUAAGCAGCAUUAGCUCUGAUCUGUCUGUAGAAUAUGAUGAAAGGUCAGGAUGCCACCUCUCACAGCCUGUGUCAUUGUCCAGAGAUGGCAGUUUUCCUGAAAAGAACACAAGUACUGCAAAUACUUCCUCUAGCCCUUCAGAUUCAAGACAUAUAUCUGUCACAACCCAGGCCAUGUCUCCAACAAGACCAUCAGCUGAAUUGACUUUACCCCCAAAUGAAUUAUUGGAAUGUGUUAAGCAGGAAUUACAAGGUGUGGAAAAAGAAUGUGUGGAGGACACUUUGAAGUUGGGAUCACCUCAAAAGUUUCCAAAUAGAACCAUUGACACAAUAGCUGGAGAGGAUAUUACUGAGAUUCCACAAAUGCCACAGAGAACAGGAAGGUGGAGUGAUGCCUGUGACAGUCACAUGCCUGGUGAUAAUUGGCAUGCUGUUCCCUCAGUAGGCGACAGACAGAAUGAGGUUAGCAGCGAUGCUGUACUCCAAGCAACAGAUAUAAGGGAAGGGGAAGAGCAAAUGCCUAUAGAUGAGAGACUGGGUGUAUGUGGGCAGGAAAUUGACAGAGUUGACAGCCUUUUGCAGUGUGCAACCACAGAGAAAUGGGUAGAGGAUAGUCCGUUGUGGCCUGUAGAGAGAUCAAGGCUACAGCAGAUGUCUGAGCAGAUAAAGGAUGAAAGUCAUGAGCAUAUGUCAGCUGAUGAAGAUCAUUCUCAGUUAUCUGUUCUGGAAGGACUAGACACAGCUGAGAACCAGAUGUCUCAUAAUGGAAAAGAGGUAGCUGCACAGCAGUUAUCUGCUGUAGAUAGUCAUGAUGCAGUGAAACAAGAGAUAUCACACACAGAAGUAGAAUACUCAGAAAAGCAGCAACCGUCCUUUAGAUGGGCUACUGAACAGCAGAUGUCAGUGGAUGAGAAAAAGAGUACAGAAGGACACAUCUCGGACAAAAAACUAAGUGCAGAAGAGCACAUCUCUGAUGAGAAACAGAGUACGGAAGACCACCUCGCUGAUGACAAUGCAUUGAAAAAAGAUGCAGGUGCAGUCCCUGCCAAAGUAAAUGCGCAGGUAAUUUACCCUCAGCAUUCUGCAACACCCCAUAGUGACGGUGAUAAGCAUCCAGUCACCAUGCACAUCCAUGGAAGGAAAAGAGGUCGGCCAAGGAAAAAGCGAUUUGAAGCUAAACCAGAAAUCCUAGAUGCAGUACACUCUGAGAGUGAGGUAGCGACUACGACUGGCAGUGUAGCCAGUGUUUACAGUGGUGAAAUGAAUCUUCUUCCUGGGCAUACUGCAUUGGGCUUCCAGCUGGAUUCAUCAGGUGAUCAUAGCUGUUCCGAGACAGCUCCUCACAUCUUAGAGAAGCAUGUGUCAAUUGAAACUGUGCUGGAUAAGGAUACACUGGCUGGCAGUGAGAGAUUGGACAUGGCUGAACAGCUGGUAAGCAACACUGUGUUCAGAGAUACAGGUAGAGAUGAAAAGGAGACAGAGACAAGCACACAGGCAGAUGUUCAGCAACACUAUGCAGAAAGUGUAUUGCCUGCUUUAAUAACUAGUAAUAGUGUUGAGGAGCAGCCAUGCCCAGAACGAACCAGUGUACGGAAAAGAGGUCGGCCAAGAAAAAAGCCAGCAACCACACCAUCAAAAGAAAUUAUUGUACAUGAUGAUAAAAGCGAGAAAUUAUGUUUAGGCAUAGUAGAAGCUUCCACUGUGAUAGGUGUUAAUGCAGAAAAAGCAGUUGUGGUCUCAUGUGGUGAAAGUGUGCCCACUUUUCAGGAUAUGGAAGAGAUUUCAUCUCAAGAAAAGAGCAUCGUUCCUUUGCCAGAGCAGAGACAAAAUGUUUCUGUGGAGUUUGUGGACCAUGAAUUUGCAGAUUAUAGAAGCCAAGGGAAGUCAGAUGACCACAUUCCUAAAGAUGUUAAAGGUCUGGAUGCUCUGGGGAGUGAGGGUGUGAAAGUACUGUCGUCUGUAAGUGAAAAUCAGGAUAAUCAGACAGGUCCAGAAACUCAACCAAAUGAUAUGCCUAUUGAAGUACAACUCAAGAAGAAACGUGGCCGACCCAGUAAAAAGUCUGUUACCAGCAAAGUGUUGCUGAAACAGGAAGAGUCUGCAGAUAAGACACCACUUAAAGCAGAGGUUGGUUCUGAUCAACAAAUAAAAGACUUUAGUGAUAGGGAAUGCUUUGAAGAGCCAGGAUCUGGACUUCAUAUUUCAACUGAGGAGCAGACAGGUUGUCAAACCCUCGAAUCGUCUGACAUAAAGAAAGAGAGUGAUGUUUCAAAAUUAGUUGAGGAUAGCCAUGUCCAAGUACAACACAAGAGAAAACGUGGCCGACCUCGCAAACAGUCUACUUCCGGGAAAGCAGAUUAUACAGUAAUGAAAUCAGAAGUUGGUCUUAGUGUUGAGGAAACGGAGCUAACCAUAAAAAGAGAAUGCUUUAUUAAUGAAAAUGCAGAAUCUAGACAAUGUAUUUCAGAUGAAGAGCAGUCAAGACAGCAAACCAUUAAAUCAAGUGAAGUAAAAAAGGAGUUUGAUGAUUCACAAUCCAUUGAAGAAACUCUAUUACCACCUUAUCAAAGAGCUGCAACAACCAAUAAAAGGCAGAAAACUGACAGCAGCGAAUCAGAUAUUGAGUCAAAGUGUAUGAAAAAGGAAGCAAAAGGAUCAGAGAGCUCGAGUCCACUAAAAAACAUUUUUGACAUUUUCAGUGGCAUUAGUCCGCAAGAAAUGCCUUCAAGGCUUGUACAGCAGGCAAAGCAGAGACUGGAAGAAGGGGAUAUAACUACUGUUUCAUCUGAACAGCAGUCAAUUGCUGCAGCAGGUAGCUCUCUGCAUAGGCAGCCCUCUGGUAGGAUUUCCAAAAUCUCCAUUUCUGACACUUUAUCACCAUUGCAGCAGAGGUUGCAUUCAUAUGUGCCCGAGCCACUUGUUUCCCCAAGUAUUGUAGAUGCAGGAGCUUCUGUUCAGCCUCAUACUGGCGUGACAUAUCCACGUUCAUUUCCACGUGCCACUGGUGAAUACAGUCCUGCUGUGGUGAUUCGUCGCCACCCAAAACCUCUGCCCUCACCAGACACUUGUGCUCCAUCCCUUCCUUCCCACAUCUCUCCCAGUCGCCUUAUUUGCCAGCAGGCCAACUGGUCACAAGGUUAUGCUGUAGUUGUCAAACGGCGUAAAACUGCAGACUGGGCAACCUCAAGCUUAGAUACUGAGGACACACAAGUGGAACCCAGUUCAGUCAGAAUAUCCACAAAACAAGAGGAUUCUCAUUCAUUUUCCGAUGAUGGUGUACCUCAGUCCAGACAACCAAAGCAGCAGCAGAGUGAUAUGACAACAUUUAGUGAUAAUGCGCAAGAAGAUGUGAUGCUAAAAGAUGGUGUUAAAACAGAUGCAGACUCUUCUUAUGCUGGUGGAAAUGACAUUCUAUCUUGCAGGCCUGCAAGAGAAGAAACUUCCAGUUCUGCUGAAUGUUUGUCACCUCUCUCCAUGUUGACAGCAACCACAAGCAGGGAAAAGUUGUUGUGCAAAGUGUCACCCGGAAUAGAUGCUUUGAUGAAAGAAGAGACAGCAAAGUCUUGGAGCUUUGAAAUAGAACAGGCUACAGAGGUGCAGACCUGUGGCAGCUCAAGGGAGACAAGCAUAGAAGACACUAACAUGUCCAUGUCUCCUUUGUCAGAAUUGCACCUGCCAUCAUCAUCUUCAGUCCGACGCUCAACUCGCCCUUUUGUGCCAUCCCAAAGAUUGAGAGAGUCAGGUGUGCUGAAACGCCGUCUCUCAGCUUCAGACAAUGGUGAACAGGAAAAAAAGCAAAUGCGAUUGAAAAUUAAGAGGUAGACUAUUAGCCUGAUUAUUUAUGGGCUAUAGAGACUCUCAUAGAUGGUGCAUCUUAUACUUGCAGAUUGUAAUUCUUCUUGAAAUGGACAGCAUGAAUUGCUUUGGAAUUCUAAGCCAUUUUGAUCACUUGUAAGGAAGAAAGGUACUUUUGGCAUUGUUCAGUAUUCAUCACUUGCACAUAAUUAAGCAUCUUUAGUGUUAACAUUUAUGAUGUGUACUUUCAUCAUAUCUUUUCAAGUUAUGGUAGUAGAAUUGCUGUGUUAAAUGUCAACUAAUAUGGAAAUCAGCAUAAGUACAGUGCAUGCUUGAUGUAGAUUUGUGUUGCACAGGUUAUUUUGGUUUAUGUUCUUCACACAAUAUUUACAUUUACUCCAAAGUAACUAUAUUCUGCAGCACUAAAGAUCAUGUCAGCUGUCUCCAUAUUGUACUUGACAAUAUUUUGACCCUUGACAGAUAUCAGCAUGCAAUUACUCCAGUAAAUUAACUGCACAUUGAGACUUUGUUAUAGACAAAGUUUUAUGGUGGUGCAAAUGGUUGACUGGAUCUGCUUAAAUGUACUAUAAUUUUAACUUUGCCAGUUGGGAAAGUCAGACUUUCAGUUGGUGCUACAAGCUUUUUCCUAGUUGUUACUGUCUUUUUUAUGAAAUCUGGUUAUACUUGCUUUGUUGAAGUCAUUGUGGAAAGUCAAAGGAUUGAUAAGAUAAAUUAUAAAAGCAUUUGUUAGUCUCUUGGUUGAGAAUGCAAGACUAGGGCUCAUUGUAGUGUAUACUAUCAGAAGAAGCACUUUUAGGGAUUUUUAGAGUGUAUAGAUUGUAGAAAGCAGAAAUAUUCUUUCUUAUUCAAAUAUUUUCUAUUUUUAAUACCCUUUGCAUUUCCCCCUGUUUUAACUUGAUUUAUUAGAAAUAUAGACUUGUGUCAUUGCUAUAAAGCUAAGUCCCUUUCCCCCAUUGAUAGUGAAGUCUGUGGUUUUGAUUCUCCUUUCAAAUAAUUUUUGUUUACAUGACCAAAUCCUUUUACCAUCAUUGACAUUUUCAUAUAAAGUGGGAGCUAACACAUUGAAAAUCCUAUUACUAUACCUCUCCACUUUUAGGAAUGCAAAGUUGUUUUUUGCACAGUUCGGUCAUAAAAAUUGUUGUAUUUAAAUGUGAACAUCUUUAAGCCAACAAUAUAGAUAACAAAAAUUAAUGCAAAAAAAGUUGUAAAUUAUAAAAUGCUGUAUUUCUCUUUGUUUUAUUUCAGUAGCUCUUGAUUUGCCUCUGUAUGGUUCGUCCUUCAGCUAGAUGUGUUUAGAGUUGUUGGGUUUGAUUCUUCCUUCAGAGGUGAAAACAUACCAGUUGUCCAUACUAACCAGACUGGCUUUAUGAGACUUCAAGCAUUCCCUCCCACCUUUCCUGUGCCUGAGGUUACCCAAAUUUUAAAGCUAUCCAAGGUAGAUUACCCUCAGCUGCUAAAACCAUUUUCACACUCAGGAUAGGCCUUCCCAUAUCAUUUUACUUGCCAGUAAUUUAUUGGAAGAACACCCUUUUGAUAAUCGUAUCCCAUGUAGAGUAAGUAUGGCAGAGACCAUAUUUGAUCUAGUUCAACAUAUGCAAACAGUUUUUCUAGACCUAACAAGGAAACUGGAUAUAUAGAUAUCACAACUGAUUGGUACAUGUUUUUGUUGAGUUAAUCAGAGCGCUAGAUGUGAACCAUGAAACCAAUAUCACUAUCAACAUGGUGUCCUUAACUUUCUCCUUCUGUAUAUUCUUUCUAAAUAAAAGCAAAUAGUUUUUGUUGUCUUAUACUUGCUUGAAGGACAUAAAUUUUCUUCAAAAUGAAUAAACUGUAGUUUCUUGCUUAAUUUUUCAAUUUUAAAAAAAUCAUUGGGCUUUUUUUUCCCUUUGAGUUAUUGAUUUCCUGCUUCACCUCUUGACUGAACCAUUGUGUGCAAUGGCACCUUUUGAUGGUGGGGUUGGGGGUGGAAUUUCUGCUAUCCAGGACAGUCUUCACCUAAUCUUGAAUCAGAAGUUAGUUUACCUUUGAGUUUACUGAACUAGCUAGGUAUGGCAGUUUUUACCCAUAAAUAAAUUGCCUAUGCCCACAAAUACAAGCCCAGGAUAAUAGUGAAACUACACGAGCUAAUUUGGAGUGAGGAAAUAUUCACAUUACUAGCCCUAAGGCUAAUAGAAAAGCUAUGCUCCAGUAUAGAGGGUAUUGACCACAGCAUACAAAAUACAUUUUAGGUGCUAAACUUAAUGUAAAUCACUCAUUCCCAUCAUGUCUUGACAUUCAUUGCUUGGAUUUUCUUUACAAUGUCCAUCUGUGGCACAAACAUUUUUGAACCUGAUAAGUUCAUAAUAGUAUACUAAUCGUAUUUUUAUUCUUAUUGUUUGGAUUCUUUUUUAAGAUUUACCUGCAGUUUAUUACUGUCUUUAGCCCUAGCUUUACUGUUAGCUUUAAUAUCUUCAGUUGGUUGACCAGAUAUUUUCUGUACUAUGCUAGAUUUGAACAUUUAAUGCAUAACUCUUUUUUUUUUUUUUUUUUAAAAAGAAGAGGUGGGGAUACUUCAUUCUUCAAAAUUCUCUAGUCCCUGAACAUGUCAGUAUUGCAGGCAUUCAAGUUAGAUCUAAAGAUCCCUCCCACCCAGUGAUUAGAAGUUCCUUUCAUUAUUGGUGCUUUCACUUGUCCUAGCUCUCUUUGUUCUGUGUGCAUUGUUUUUAUACUGUGUCAAAUUCUUUUGCCCUCAACAUCUGUGCAGUAGUAUCAAGGUUUGUCACAAAGCUGGCAGUGCAGCAGAUAUUGUUCCCCAUCCCCAAGAGUGGGGUGUAAAGGCCACAAUUCCUGGUGUUUUGUGGGUAUGGCAGUCCAGCAAGAUGUGUUUAAAAUCCUGCUUUGACUAGCCUUGCUACCAUUAUGAGGAAAGGCAGGGCUCAAAUCAAUCACGAUAUUACACAAAUGCAUCACCCACCAAGAAUGAAGGUAAACAAAAGCAAAUUAGUUAUGGCAUGAAGUGGUGGUGGGGUUACAAAUCAUGGUUAGUAUCGGUGUGAAAAAGUAGAAUGCUAGUGUCAGAUGGUAUAGAUAUUAGAAAAGAUUCAAACAGACACAUGGAUAACAAGGUGACCAUUGUCAUUCACUUAGUCACUUGUAGAAAAUCUGGGUGUGAUUUUAUUAUGGUUAGGCUGUUUGUUGUGUAAGGCAUAUAUUUUUUUACCUGUCUGUGUAAUUUCUCCAUUCCUUUUUGAUGCAGGCUCUUGUUCAAUGAUCCAGAAUGUUAAAAAAAAUAAUGUACCUUACAGAGCACUGGACACAUGCAGAUAGCUCAGCAGAAUGGGCUUUGGGAGGAUCUUACAUAAAAGAGUAGAGAAGCAUUUAAAACAAAGCAGUGCAUUACAAAUAGUAUCUGAUAUAAUGAUAACAAAACACACAUAACCAAGUUGUCAUCUUUAAAGAUGCAUAAGUUCUAAUAGCUCUAUGCAACCGCCAAAACAAGGACCUUGCAACAGCCCUAACCAAUUUAUCAUAAGAGGAAAUUGAUAACACUAUUGACCCUCGACUGCCAACUGACCAAAGAAGAACAAGUGAUUAUCAAUUGGAGGAGCAGUAACUUCCUGAUGAAAUGCAGAUACACUAGUUUUCCUUCAAAUCCUCCACAAUCCAAGGCUUGAUUUGAUAGACUUUUCCACAUACUAAUAAGCACAUUGCAUGUUCAGAUUGCUUUGUCCUAGCAAGGGUUAUUACAGAAUAUUUGGGUCUCUCUCAAGUGAAUCUCCCUUAAGUAAGCUUGGGCUAGCCUGUAAGUCUUUUAGGUUCAGUAAAAUCUGCAUCGUUAAAAAAGAGCUUGGCAGAUGAGCUACUCUGACUUGUGAAGAAUUUGUACAGUUUGUUGUUUCUUUGUUUAAAGAGGGCAGAUUCUUAAUCUGUUUGCUAGAGGUAAUAUCAUUGUGCAGCUAGAGAUUCGACAGAUGAAUCUAAAGUAUGUGCGUUACUAUUACUAUUCAUGUCAGUAAAUCUGUGGCUUGUUUGAAUUCACUAUGCCAUUUUUAUCUAAGCAUAUUUAAUUUUAAUCAGAGUACCACAAUGUGCUGUAACCUGAUUUUUUUAAUGCUUACAUAUUUACUCAUUAGAUAGAUACUUCAAUAUAGCAAUAUCACCAUCUCUAGUUGCUUGAAAUUCAAGUGUGAUAGUGUCAUUUCCAUUAGAGGCAAAUACUUUUUCUCUAAUAAUUGUAAGAAGUUCUGGUUUUUAGUAUGCUUGACUGUGGAUGAAGGCACUGUUUGAAGCUUGCUUGGCUUGUGGCAGGAAAAGCCCCUGACCUUCCAGUGGUUGCUUAGUAGAUGUGGGUACCUGAUUUGUCAGGAAAGUUAAUGGCAGCACCAGGCGAGGGCUUGGGUACUGUCUAACAAUGCAGCAGAAGGAGAGGGAUUGGGUAUCAUAUGACAUGUACCAGCUACAAAGCCUGGUUAUUGAGUAGGUCAGUAAUGCAUAGCAAGUCAAAUAAUAUUUAGAGACCAACUGAAAUUUCUGGUGAAAUUUUGGGCCUUUAUUGCCUGCACCAUGACAUGAAAAACCAUGUGAGCAAUGUUCCCCGUCCACUGAGUUGAGCAGACUGCAAGUGACAUUGACCUGAGCAUUUACCUGGGGGUAAGAUGAUGGGGUAGAUGUCCUGCUGACUUAAAAAGAAAGAUGAAACAACUUCUUUCUCAUGGCAAUAUCAUGAUGUUAGGAAAAUCCAGCAUCGAUCCAUGCACCUGUAAUAUUAAACUUGGAGAGAAAGGGGGGGGGGGGGGAUUGUGGUCUGAAUAACAAAAUUGCGGUCAUCAACAUGUAGAGGUUAUCUGUCGGUGAACACGCUGAAAUUGACUUAAUGCCUUGGUCACUUUAUACUUGUUAAUGUAAGAGUGAGUGCAUUUUGUUCACUGUCACCACCUUGCAAGGAUAAGUUUGAGGCAUCAUCAUACAGUAAAGUAGCUUUGGCACCAAUGAUUAUGGUGUGUGGCAGGCAAACUAGCAGGUGACAUUUUUUUAUGGUGCUAAGAUGGCUAUGACUUGCAGUUAUUCUGGCCCACUUCUGCCUAGCCCAGAAUGUAUGUAGCAUUAUCAAGAUAAAGUGGAUACAAGUAUUAGUACUGUUUGAGAGAGUAACCCACACGUACUGCAUGCUCAACAUGUACAAGCAACAGCAUUUGGUCUACAGGUGCCCAUUAAUACAAGGCAACCAGCUGUGGCCAGAGUUGGGUGAUCUGGGUCAUUGUAUUGUUCUCAACAGUCGUCAGCUUGUAUUUGACCAGGAGCUUGUCCUUCCUAUUAACUGGCAAAGAAGUUGUGUAUUAAGGGCUUGUGUUUGUGCGUGUGCAUGGUAAUGAUUUUUUCAAAGAAAAUAUGUAAAUAUAUCAUGUCCAGGUAGCUGGUAAACUUGCCUUAUCCUGACAGAUUUAAGAUAUCGUGAUUUCUGAAUAGAAUAUUGUUAAGAUGCUAACAUUAUCAAGAAACUAAUGUGACUACAAAAAUAUUCUUUUACCUGUCAUGAAAGUGUAUCAUUUAAUGAAAAUAUUUAAAUAGUAUUGUACAUAGUAUAAAUGGGUUUUCUUGCUUUAUCUUCUCACAAUGUUAGACGUAAUAGUUACAGACUACCAAUGUGAUGUAUAUCAGUACAACUUGGUACAUAUUGUCAUUGUAGUGUCACUAAUUAAAAAACAAUUCGAAGAAAGAUAUUUUUUAAAAGUUUUUAACUGCCAGCCCUCUAUAUUGUCAGUUUGGAGUUUUGAAUCAGAUUGGUACUAUUUUUUAAAAAUGUGGGUGGAUUUAAUACAGAUCCAUUUUAAAUGAAGAGGAAGCUGAUAACUUUGAGGUUGGAGUAGUGGCUUCACAAGGUGCUUAAGCCCUUUGGUACAGCAUGUUUGCCCCUCUCUUGACCCAGGUGCAGAAUGGUUUCAAACGGUUAUAAAACGAAUGGCACACAUUGAAAAAUAAGCAUCUCCUAAAGAAGCAUAGCCUCUAUCACCUAACUAGAAAACUGAAUGGUCAUGGUAUUUUAUAUGCAUCUCUUCCUUUGGUGUGCAUUAUGAUCCUUUCAAAAUAAUCCAUCUUUACCUCAGAAAGUUUAAUUGUAUUCCAUAAAUCUCAUUAAAAGCAAAGACCAAGACGUCAGUAGCUUCCCAGCUCCAUGAUUGCUUCAGGAAGAGCAGAUUAUGUAUGCCAUUGAAUAGUUCCAGUUUAGUUUGUACUAUGCUAUUUCCUUUGACAAGAAAACCGUAAUUUAGCAGUGCUUUGUUUCCUAGAUGGUGCAACAAAUUUAGUACUUAUUGUCCUUGGAUUGUAAUAUGGCCCCGAAUAGAUUCUGUCAUUAAAUGAAAUGGUGACACUACUUUGUCAUUGGAUGCACCACUAUUCAGUAGGAUGUUUUUGUUAAUACAACCUGAGGAUGCACUUGCUAAAAGCUUUGGAAAAAUUCUUUCCAAGGCCAAAUGCUUCUACUUUUUAAAGUUUGCAUUUCUGUUAUUUUGUGUACAUACUUUCCAUUUCUUUGAGGUUUACAAUUGUCAGGAUUCACAUAUAUUGCUACUAAAAUAAAAUGUUUUGUCAUUUU
Messenger RNA from Pomacea canaliculata, 17210 nucleotides. RefSeq lists its product as uncharacterized. Gene Ontology annotation, biological process: Cajal body organization; protein desumoylation. Gene Ontology annotation, cellular component: Cajal body. Bases 104 to 10642 code for a protein of 3512 amino acids. The transcript is spliced from 8 exons. Gene Ontology annotation, molecular function: SUMO binding; DNA binding. NCBI's taxonomy places the organism in Eukaryota, Metazoa, Mollusca, Gastropoda, Architaenioglossa, Ampullariidae. The record is from RefSeq and is a predicted model, not a curated record.